AUGAAUAGAGAAGAAACCUCAAAUUCCAUCCAUAAUGAUCUCAUUCUUGAGAUACUCUCUAGAUUGCCUACAAAGUCAAUUGGGAGGUUUCGCUGCGUGUCAAAGCUAUGGCGGUCAAUGCUACACAAGCCAUAUUUCACAAAGUUGUUCUUGACCAGGUCCUCGGCUCGUCCACGUCUCUUAAUUGGGGUCAUCCAAGAUCAUGAGUGGAGCUUCUUCUCGGCGCCUCAGCCUCAGAAUCAUUAUGGGAAGUCAUCUCUUGUAGUAGCCGCCGAUUUUCAUAUGAAGAGCUCUAUAGACCUAAGCUUCGUCAUGUGUAGAUAUGUCUCUGGUUUGCUCUAUUUUCCAACUAUGCUAAUCUCAAAUAUGGAUAAGGAUGAAGCGGGUGUGAUAUGUAACCCCACAACAAGACAGUUUGCGAUUUUGCCUCAAUUGAGAUUAGGACCUGUGAAAGAUUACGGUCUCGUAACAUGCAAACACAGGGGUGGCCUUAUAGGGUUCGACCCAAUUGGAGGGAAAUUCAAGGUAUUUUCCAUAAACAAUAUAGUUGACAGUAAAAUGGUCCGCUAUAUUCUGACAUUAGGAAGUGAAAACGAGAGAUGGAGGAAGAUCGAGUGUCCCUUCAACGAGGAUGAUAAUGGAGGAAGAUCCAACGACGUAUGCAUCAGUGGAAUUUUGGUCAAGGAAACUGCAUUUAAACCUUUUUAUGUUUUCUACUUUAAUCCCGAAAGGAACCAUCUUCUAAGUGUUGAAAUCCAAGGUCUUGGAGAAGACCAUGAUUGGAGUAAGUAUCAUGCAGUUUGCGCUUUUGUAGACCAUGUGGAGGAUCUUCAGUUUAAUGUUAUGAAGUCAACGUCUCUAAACCCUCUAGAACAGAAUCAUAGACCCAUGAGCACAUCCACAUUAUUUAGAGAAGAUCUUCAAGUGACGACCGUUGCUCAGCUGGGACAAGAUCGUCGUACGUUUGAGAGUAUUAACACGGAUUCAUUUCAAAAAUGA
Messenger RNA from Camelina sativa (false flax), 999 nucleotides. NCBI's taxonomy places the organism in Eukaryota, Viridiplantae, Streptophyta, Magnoliopsida, Brassicales, Brassicaceae. The record is from RefSeq and is a predicted model, not a curated record.